Messenger RNA from Hypoxylon trugodes, 2145 nucleotides. RefSeq lists its product as uncharacterized. Gene Ontology annotation, cellular component: signal recognition particle, endoplasmic reticulum targeting. NCBI's taxonomy places the organism in Eukaryota, Fungi, Ascomycota, Sordariomycetes, Xylariales, Hypoxylaceae. Gene Ontology annotation, molecular function: endoplasmic reticulum signal sequence receptor activity; signal recognition particle binding; 7S RNA binding. The transcript has 3 exons. The coding region runs from base 111 to 1961 and encodes 616 amino acids. Gene Ontology annotation, biological process: SRP-dependent cotranslational protein targeting to membrane. The record is from RefSeq and is a predicted model, not a curated record.
CUUUACUUUCUUCUCACCUUCCACUCUUCCACUCUUACGUCCUAACAACCAAUUUAAUCUCGCCAUCGCCGCUUCAAGGCCUCGACUAGGCCACGAUCAGCUGGAACACCAUGGAUAUCACCAAUUUCGUGGUUUCUGCGAGAAACCAGGCCCUCCUCUAUGGAGAUUAUAACACCUACCACAAACAACUAGCCAAGAAGCUACACAACUGUCGAAAAAGGUUGAACAUUGUGACUAGAAACCGGGGAAAGUUUAGCAAGAAAGAACCCAUCUCAGCCGAGAAGCUGUCGGAAAACCAUGAGUAUCUCCACCUCCAAUUAUUGACAGCCGAGCGAGCUUGGGCACAUGCUAUGCGCUUUAAAGCCGUCCACUCCGCCGAUACCAAGGGUAUUACAGGGAGAACCCGUUCCCACAUUAUAUCGAGACUCGAUAAAGGCGCACGCGCUGCCGAAACCCUUGUCAAUGUCUUAUCCGACGCCUCUACUAGUGGUGCUAGCGAUACUGAUAUACUAGAGGCACGUGCAUAUGCUUCUAUGUUACGAGGCGCCACUCAGUUUGAAAAACAAAGUUGGGAGCCAUGCCUACGAAGUUACGCGACCGCACGUAUUAUAUACACAGCGCUUUCUACAUCCAUGAGAGGGGAUAUUUUCAAGGACCUCCUGUCAGAGACUAUCGACCCUUCUAUUCGAUAUGCUGCCUAUCAAAGCAAGGUUCCAAGGACUUUGGCGAUACCAACAAUCGCGAGAAAGGCGUUUCCUUCUUCCGACUCCGCUUUGGUCGAACAAAUCAAUAAACUAGCCCCAGACUUAUUGAAGAAAAGUGAUUCCGAUGCGCAGAAAGGCCAAGUUGGUGCUCCGAAUGCACCCCAGACUAUUACAUGGAGAUCUAGAGAAGUCAAGAUUGAAGAUGCAGCGAUCGCUCUUGCGCUGGCCUCGACUGAUACAGCAACCGCACUCCUAGAAGAGAAACUAGCAUCAUCCGACGUUACAUUGCCAAGAGAAAUGGCUGCGGCGUACGACGAAGUACUUAUAGCUAGUCAGGAUGCAGCCGACGCUACCAAACAUGCCAUUGAUGAACUAAAGGAAGAGGGCGUGUCACAGAAUGAUCCUCGAAUACAGAGCUUACAAAUAACGCGCACAGCGGUCAACUACCAAAUGAUCAGUUGGAGAAUUGGUCGCAAUCGAGUGUUAAGCGGAGAACACGAUGGUGCCCUAUUGGAUUCAGCACCUACCACCACCCGAAAGUCCAAAAAGGACGCCACAUCUCGAAAACCAAAGAUAGAACCAACUGGAAGGAAAAUUUCUCGACUCAAAGACAAAGUGGUGCUUUACGAUUCUACAUUGCAGAGCAUUGAUUCGAUUAAGGAACUCCCCGGUGUCGCAGCGGAUGAAGGGUUACUUGAACAGUUAGAAGCGACCGCCAAAUAUUUCCGUGCUCUCAAGUCCCUCUCUAUUGCGCGGUCGCAUUCCCUGACUGAUCAAUCACCUAAUGCUUAUGUUCUCACUAAACAUGCAUUUGAUGAGUGCCAGCAAUCUGCUGCAUUGUUUUCAAAGCACGGUGCAUCCUCCUCUGACUCCUCUCCCCGCAACAUAGAAAUUCGUCAAGCUGAUAUCCAAUUCCUCCACAAUCUUCUAAAAGGUGAGCUCCAACGAACUCGCGCCAUUGUUCAAAUAGACAGCCAGCGGCAAAAAGCGGCAGAAACUGUUCCUCCACACGGAGGAUCUCCAUUGGUUCAACGUUUAUUUGAAUACCCAGAAGGGGGUGCGAAUUUGAAUCAUCUCGUGGACUUUCCACCCAAAAUGGAUGUUAUCCCGGUCAAACCUUUAUUCUUUGAUGUCGCCUGGAACUACAUUGAUUACCCCGGAAAAGAACCUGUCGCCGCCACCACUCCUGAGCCCGAGCAAAAGACAAAACAACAGGCUCAGUCACAGAAGAAAGGAUGGUUUGGCUUCGGAAGAUAGUUGGUCCCUAUCCGUCAACAAUCUGCGAUUACCUAGGUACAUAAAAUAUACCAAAAAUGAGAGGGUCACGAGAGACCCUAAAAUUUUAACAUUCAUCUUAUCUUGCGUAUUCUCCUGUGAAAAGGGCUAUUUCAUUAAGGGGUAUCUAGGUCAAGCUGUGAUAGUAUGUCUUACUAACCAAAAG